Molecule: messenger RNA, 3873 nt
Organism: Esox lucius (northern pike)
Lineage: Eukaryota; Metazoa; Chordata; Actinopteri; Esociformes; Esocidae
Gene: ppm1na
Product: protein phosphatase, Mg2+/Mn2+ dependent, 1Na (putative)
Exons: 5
Coding region: 377-1660 (427 amino acids)
Biological process (GO): positive regulation of canonical NF-kappaB signal transduction; negative regulation of canonical NF-kappaB signal transduction; protein dephosphorylation
Cellular component (GO): cytosol; nucleus
Molecular function (GO): manganese ion binding; protein serine/threonine phosphatase activity; magnesium ion binding
Source: RefSeq, a predicted model, not a curated record
UAGAGACAGAAAGACAAGGGGUGAUCACCCUGAGGGAUAAGUCAACAGAAAUAGCCGGGCCAGUAGCGUCACAGGGCCAACUCUAGCCAGAGACAAGCCAGAGGGAGGUGGACAAACAGACCAAGAAAAACAUAGAGGGAACAUUGAGACAAAUGCUAGACACUAAACCAAAGAGCCAGGCAUACCACCACCAGGACCGGCUCAUCAACCAGUGGGUCUAAGGAAGCCACCUAACCUCCGCAUAGAUUCAGCUGUGGACCGUCUCCACAUGGUCAGAACAUCCAGCUGAGCGCACUGCCGUGGAUCUGCUGUGAGGGACCCAGACAGGGAGAAGGAGGAGGGGCAGGAAGGAGACUUUGAGUGGCACCUUCGAGUCAUGAGGACGGCCAGACGUGCCAGUGCCGUGGAGGUGCCCUCCUUCCUCCGCCAGCUGGCCAAAGAGACAGAGAAGAUGGUCACCUUCUUUUUCAAGGGGGACAAAAUGGACAGCGGGGACGACUCGAGCGAUGAGGACAGCGGGCCGAGAGUCUACCUGGACCAGCCCAUCCUGGAGAAGCACACGGCUGAAGGGGGGUCUCAGUGGGGGGUGAACUACGCUACGGCCAGCAUGCAGGGCUGGAGGUGCCAGAUGGAGGACGCCUACGUCUGCAUGCCCGAGAUGGAAGGGGGGCUGGCGGAGUGGGGCUACUACGCUGUGUUCGAUGGGCACGCUGGCAGCACGGUGGCAGAAUACUGCUCCCGCAACCUGCUGCAGCACAUCCUCUCCACAGGGCGCGUGAAGGCGGAGGAGGACCCUGAUGAAGUGAAGCAAGGGAUAGUCCAGGGCUUCCUGGCCAUCGACAGCCACAUGCAAAACCUGACACGCCAGGAAUGCUGGGAGCGCAGCGGCUCAACGGCAGCCGUGGCCAUGCUCUCGCCACGGUACAUCUACUUCGUCAAUUGUGGCGAUUCACGGACACUCCUCUGCCGCGACGGCCAGGUCAGCUUCUACACAGAGGACCACAAACCCUUCAACCCGCGAGAGAAGGAACGGAUCCAGAACGCGGGGGGGUCGGUGACCCAGCACAGGGUGAAUGGCUCCCUGGCCGUGUCCAGAUCCCUGGGGGACUUUGACUUCAAGGAGGUCGACUGGAGAUCCCAGACUGAGCAACUGGUCUCCCCGGAACCCGAGGUGUACGAGCUGCCGAGGUCCCCCACAGACGAGUUUCUCAUAGUGGCAUGUGACGGGGUGUGGGAUGCCAUCGGCAACGAGGAGCUGUGUGCAUUCGUCCGCAGCCGUCUGCGGGUGUGCAACGACCUGAGGGAGAUCUGCACCCAGGUCAUUGACCUCUGCCUCUAUAAGGGCAGCGUGGACAAUAUGAGCAUCAUCAUUGUGACCUUCCCUGGCGCCCCCCAGGUGUCACCAGAGGCACUACAACAGGAGGCAGAGCUGGAGACACUCAUCGAGGCCAAAGUGGAAGAAAUUGUCAAUUUGCUGCGGUCGCGCGGCGAGGAACUUGACUUGCUGUAUGUGAUGAAGUUUCUAGUGUCAGAGGACAUACCUGGCCUGCCACCAGGGGGAGGAGUCACCAGCAAGAGAGACUGUGUCAUCUCUGCAUAUCAGAAGUUUGUAACACAGUCCACAUCACCAGGACCAACGGUUGGAGAAAACCAAACAUAGAUCUCAGACGUUCACCGCUUCUCUUUAAAAAUGCCAAGUGCUCUAUGAAGUAAGUAAGCCACAGUCUUCAACUGACACAUCAUUGACAUCCAGAAGAAUGGAGGCUCUGAAGUGUCCAACUCAUUGUUUCCAUGGAAAUGUAAUCAUUAGCCUCAUGUGUGCAUGGCGACUAGUUUGGACUGGGCACUCUUCGUCUGGAGAAUCCACCAAUGGCUAAAUAAAGAACUGUUAUGGUGGGAACCAACCCUUUUUUUUUUUCAUGUGUUCCUCAUUCGCAAUAUUUAACAUGAAUACAUCAUCUGUCUAAUUGGUUCACAAUUCCCUUAACAGACAGCACACAAAUCUGAUUCUGAUGAUUAGAAUCCAAAUUAAAACCAUAAUGUUGUAUUAUAAAUGUUUAUACUGGUGAGUGUACAGGAGGAUUGAAGAGGAAUUGCUGCUUUACAUCAUCACAACACUGGUUUAUAUCAUCACAACACUACUCUAUAUCAUCACAGCACUGCUUUAUAUAAUCACAACACUGCUCUACUUCAUCACAAGAAAAGAUAAAGUAGCUUCAGUAAAGAAACAAAAAUGUUCUUUAAAAGCCAGUAAGUUCAUAUUUAUUAUCUUUCUUACUUUACAGUGCCUGGGUAGAUCUGGUAAAUCUCAGGACAGAAUAGAAACUAGUGAAAAAGUAUACGUUAUUUCGUUUAAAAAUGAAUGGAAAAUGACUUUAAGCAGUGUGCAACUCCCCUUAAACAAUUUCCAAGCAGCUAAGACUCUCGCGUGCAUGUGUGCAGCGCUGGAACGGCCUAACCAACGCCUAAUAAUUUGCACAUUCCUGUGAGGUGCCAGAGGUGACAUACGUACAUGUAUCACAUGACCAUGAUGCAGGCAACAUGGCCCGUGUAACUAACUUUAGAGAAUCUUUAAUAACACACCCUCAGUCCACCAGCCAAAAAAAGAUUGUAAUAAAAUGAAAAUGCACUGGUCUUUUUUCUACUCGCACUGAUAAAUAUGUUGUUCAAGGAAAAUGUACCGGAUGACAUUCUACUGUUCUAGUGCUGGUGGUAAUGCUAGUCACUGUGGAGGCGUCUGCUAAAUGACUAAAUUGUGUGUGUGUGUGUGUGCAGAUAUAGUAAAAACGAGAACAACAUGACCAUCUUCUUUACUGUUAGAAAGUCCAUAUUGCACAUAAUCUUGAUGAUUCUCACUUAUUUGAGAACCCAACAUCUGCUAAGCAUUUAGCAUUCUGGCAGGAGAAUGUUCAGAGAAUAACAAGAAUUUUAUGAACGUGUACAUUCGUUUUCAUUUUGACUAUCUCUCUACCUGAUACUGUAAAAAUCGUUUAAAUUCAAAUGUACGUUCAUUUUCAUUUCAAAAACCUGCCUACCUUAUACUGUAAAAAUAAUUUAAAUUCAAAUGUACGUUCAUUUUGAUUUUGACAACCUGUCUACUUUAUACUGUAAAAAUAGUUUAAAUUAAAGUGUACAUUCAUUUUCAUUUUGACAACCUGUCUACCUGAUACUGUAAAGGUUGUUUACAUUCAAAACCUUCCAAAACCUAAAUUUGGGUUGCAACCCACAAUUUGAAAAGUGAGAAACACGGUUUUAAAGGCAGGUCCAGGUCCUCAGAGUUGAGCAUGAUUUAGACACGUGUGAUGCUAAGAUGUUUUUGCUGUUUAAGUAUUUUGCGGCAAGCAUCAUUGUCUUUUUUCCCCCUUUUGUUCUGCCUUACAAAGCUCUCUGUAGUUGAAUGGUUUACUUUAUCCUCCCUUUCAAAUCAGACCAAAUGAAUGCAAUGCCAAGCUUUAAUUACUACAGUAUAACUGGUAACCUAUAUUCAUUUUACCAUAUCAUUGUAACAGUAACAUUUACAGUAAAAUAAUUUGGAUAGUGGUCAGAAAGAGCAAGACGAGUUCAGAUGCUAAUGAACAUGAAAAUAAGUGGGAUCUGAGUGGCCCAUUCAUUUUCACUGAAGCCUAGGCAAAGGGCAGUAUGCUUUAUAGGCAGUGAUGUCAGUAUUGCUACAGUACCUGAAGGGGUAAUCAGCUAGGUCGUAACAAGGCAGAGACAAUAUAGCACAUCUAUUUGACCAAUCACAGAAGAAAAUUUAACCAGCAAGGAAAUACGGUGUUCCACUGUGUUGUUCCCAACAGCAGAACCAUCUAGCUAGCAAAUUCCUUGGUGACACCACAGAGCAAUACAUUAAAUAAAAUAACAUUAAGUAAA